This is a messenger RNA of Staurois parvus, 344 nucleotides long. Lineage: Eukaryota; Metazoa; Chordata; Amphibia; Anura; Ranidae. The record is from the annotation of a GenBank genome assembly.
GAGAGACCGGAUAUAGUGAAUGCGGGGUCCGGGGAGAGCGGAUAUAGCGAAUGCGGGGUCCGGGGUGAGCGGGUAUAGUGAAUGCGGGGUCCGGGGAGAGCGGAUAUAGUGAAUGCGGGGUCCGGGGAGAGCGGAUAUAGUGAAUGCGGGGUCCGGGGAGAGCGGAUAUAGUGAAUGCGGGGUCCGGGGAGAGCGGAUAUAGUGAAUGCGGGGUCCGGGAGAGCGGAUAUAGUGAAUGCGGGGUCAGGGGAGAGCGGAUAUAUGAAUGCGGGGUCCGGGGAGAGCGGAUAUAGUGAAUGCGGGGUCCGGGGAGAGCGGAUAUAGUGAAUGCGGGGUCCGGGGAG